Messenger RNA from Andrographis paniculata, 2614 nucleotides. RefSeq names its product COP1-interactive protein 1-like. Gene Ontology annotation, molecular function: actin binding. NCBI's taxonomy places the organism in Eukaryota, Viridiplantae, Streptophyta, Magnoliopsida, Lamiales, Acanthaceae. The transcript has 3 exons. The record is from RefSeq and is a predicted model, not a curated record. The coding region runs from base 203 to 2338 and encodes 711 amino acids.
AACUUCUCAUGCGGUGCUUGCUUUGAUUUCCUAUCGUUUUCCCCUUGACGGAUUUGCUUCGUCUUCAGAUCGAACUGGUGUCGCUCGAAAACUUCAGAGUUUGUAUUCUAUGAUCAAAAUUCAAGGAGAAAGACCUUGCUUAAUUUUCACUCCAUAGCAAAACUGUUGUAAAUUUGGGGAAUUUUAGAGGUAGCUAGAGUCCAUGACAAAGAACCGGCUCGAGGGAUCGCUCAAGUCCAUUAGGAAUCACCUUGAUCCUGAGAAAGAGGAGCAUCUGAAAUGGAUGAAAACAGAGCUUGAAAACAAAGUGGGAAAGCUUAUAAGUCUAGCCAGAAGAACAAGUGACAGCAAGGAUGGGGACUCGAAGAGACAGUCUGAACUUGUUAACCUUAUAGAAGAUGUCCACAGGCAGUAUGAAUUGCUGCACUCCCUGCACGAAAAUUUAAGAGUGGAGGUAAAGAACAACUUCAGAGGCAGAGACGGUAGCGAGUCGCCUACUUCUGCAUCAGAUUCAGAAUCGUACUUUUCGCCAGAUGAAUCAAGUGUCUUUAGAAACACCGAUGCUCCAAAUACACCAACUGACGAUAAUCAGAGCGCCGAAACAUCAGAUGCAGACUACACUAUCCUCAAGGAUAAGCUAACUUCUUCCAGUAAAGUGAAGGAGACGACAGGUUUAGGGCCACAAUCUGCAGUUGUUGCUGAAAUGCUAAAGGAACACGCAGUUCGUGAUGACGAGUCAGAAAGUCCGCGACCAUGGGCUACUCAAGUGAAGGAGUUAAAGGAGGAGGUUGCAAGAUUGAAGGCUGAAAAUGAAAAGCUUUUUGGUCAAAAACAACAAUUGGAAGAUGCACUGAAGCUUCGGAAAGAUGGAGAGUUAGAAGAACAAUGGUUGCAUGAAGGCAAUGAAAGGUCUUCUCAUCUAAAUGGCCUAGUGGAGCAACUGGAUUCGCUGCAGAAGGAACUACUGUCUGUAAACAGUGAGAAAGCAAAAUUGGAGUUCCAGCUCGAGAAGAAAUCAACAGAAGCUUCUGAUUAUCUUAUUAAGAUUGACAGUUUGAGGAGGGAAUUGAAGGAUCACGCUAAGAAUGUGGAAGGCAGAGUAGAAGAGAAGGAAAGUUCUGAACUUGAUCAUGUCAAAGAUUUAGACCAAAAACUCGAUUCUUUAAGCAGUAAAAAGCUGGAGCUGGAAGAGCAGCUGGGGAAAGCAAGCCAAUCAGAAGCUGAAAACCAGGAGCUGCGAAGAAGAGUAUUCGACUUGCAGGCAUCCCUUUCAGACCGCGAGAACGUACUAUCAGCGCAACGUAAGAAGUUCGAGGAGUGCUGUGCUCAGAUCGAAUCCUUGAAUGAGGAGCUCCGGAAGCAGGAGAAGACAUUGAAAGGCCUGGAUGCUGAGAGAGAGAAUUUGCAGAAUGAGAAAAGGCAGUACAAAAUGGAGCUGGAACAAGAGAAGCAGAAAGCAUCCCAGUGGGAGAAAGCAAACACAGAGCUAACCAACAAGGUAGCCGAUCAGCAGAAAACAAUGCUGGAGCUGGGGGAAGCGGUGAACAAGAUGAGAGGCGAGAGAGAGAGGGGGUGGGGGUGGGGGUGGGGAUCAGAUCCGAAAACGAACUUGCAGCAGGUGCAGGCAGUAGAAAGGAAGAUGGAAGAGACGGCGGAAGAGAUGCGGAAGGAGCUGGAAGCAAAAUACCGGAUAGUGAGCAGAAGGAUAAGAGUGGCGGAGCAGGUGCAGGCGGAGAGCAGGGAGUGGUGGGAGAGGGGGAGAGAAGAGAGGAGGAGGGAGAUGAAGGAGUGGGCGGAGGGGGUAAAGAGGACGGGGCUGGAGGCGAAGGAGGUGGCGGCGCGGGUGGAGCGGGUGGGGCUGAGGUUCGAGGAGAGGACGGGGAACUUCCUGAACAGGAUAUCGAAAGCGGCGUGCGAGGUGAAGUACAUGAGGGAGUGGGCGAUGAGGAAGAACAGGGCGGUGGCGCAGGGGCGGAGGGAGGCGGAGUGGGCGGCGGGGGAGAUGGACGAGAAGGAGGGGGAGAUACUGGCGCUGAGGGAGAGGGUGUGGAGGGCGGAGAACAGGGCGAGGGAGCUGGAGAAGGCGAUGAAGAAGAAGGAGGAGCGGAUGGUGGGGCUGGAGGAGGAGAAGCGGGAGGCCAUACGCCAGCUCUGCGUCUGGAUCGACUACCACAGGAGCCGCUCCGACUACUACAAGAAGAUGCUCUCGGAGCUGAUCGUCUAUCAUCCUGGCGCCACUAAUAGUAGUCGUAGUGGCGGCGGCGGUAGUCCUGCUCCUGCUGCUAGUACUCCCGGUGCCCCUCAUGCUGCACCCCGCCGGAGACGACAAGACUACUGAUUGCUGUAAUGCGUGCAUCAGUGCAGCAUGGAAGGAUCGAGAGAGAGAUCGAUCGAUCGAGGGCAUUAUAUAUAAAACUCACGGACCGGACCGCAUGCACCCGCACCCACAGGUACACAUACAAUACUAUUACUAGCUACCACUAUUUCCAAAUUAAUUACUAGUAGUAUAUAAUAAUGAACUGUCCGUUUUCAUUCAUUCAUUUAUACUAUAAGGUUGGUUAGUUGUGUCACCAAGCAUGGUAUAUAUGCAUGCCAUGCAUAGAUCUUCAAUUCA